Messenger RNA from Cheilinus undulatus (humphead wrasse), 3071 nucleotides. RefSeq names its product connector enhancer of kinase suppressor of Ras 1 (gene cnksr1). The coding region runs from base 157 to 2688 and encodes 843 amino acids. The record is from RefSeq and is a predicted model, not a curated record. Lineage: Eukaryota; Metazoa; Chordata; Actinopteri; Labriformes; Labridae. Gene Ontology annotation, molecular function: protein binding. The transcript is spliced from 21 exons.
CUCUCACCUACCUGUCGUACCUGGGAGAAGGAGUGCCACUCGUCAUCGUCCGACUCCAAAUCAGGAUCAACUUUUCCUUCCUCCAGCAGCCCGGAGAGGUAGAAGUCGGCCAGGAAGGCUGGGAGCUGAACCAGCGACUGCAGCAGGACUCCGAGCAUGGAGCCUAUCACGGCGUGGAGCGAGGAGCGAGUCGGCGAGUGGCUCCAAGGCCUGGACGCCCCCCUGCACCAGUACCCGGUGUCUGAGUGGUGUUUGUCUGGUGUGGAUCUGCUCCAGCUGACCUCUAGGGACCUGGAAAAGUUGGGAGUUUAUAAAAUCGGACACCAGGAGCUGAUACUGGAAGCUGUGGAGAAACUGUGCUCUCUGACGUACGGCAUAGGUGGAGAGAACCUUCGCGGCCUCACAGAGAAGCUGCGCGCCGUGGCUCACACCCUCCAGAUGGGCAUCCAGAGCCGCUGGCGCCGCAACAGCUACGACGGAGCCAGCACCGUCAAGCUUCCUGCAGGCAUCCUGCAGGUUGUAGUGGAGCUCAUCACUUCAGCUAAAGGACUCUUCUCUCUGCUCAACAGGCAUCAGUUCUCCCAGCUCAGUGGACUCACUACCAGCAAGAACAUCUUCAUCUACUGCAGAGAGCUGGGGGAAAUCGUCCACAGGGACAGCUCUGUGUACGAGAAGGAGAAGGACAUCAUCUCUGUGUGCCGUCAGAUGGUGGCAGUUUGUGAUGAGAUUCUGAACUCCAGCUCUGAGUCUUUUCUUACCCACACCGCUCAGCUGGAGAGUGUGGACCUGAUACCUGUAUCACCUGGAGAUCAGCUGGGGAUUGAGAUAACGUCGACGGGCUCCAUUAACCACUACGUGACUGGAACUGCAGCUGAGCCUUCAACUGAAGCCUUUGUGAAGAUCUUGGCUGGCGAUGAAGUGAUUCAAGUCAACGAUCAAAUAGUGGUGGGCUGGAGCCGAGAUAACCUGAUCAAGAAGCUGAAGGAGAAUCCCAACGGGGUCACUCUGGUCCUGAAGAAGAUUCCUGGGUCACUGAGACGCAAAGAUCCUGUCCAGAUCUCUGUGCCACAGGAGGAAGAGGAGACCAAGGAGAGUUCAGAGGAGGAAGAGGAAGAGAACCAAAGGCACUCCAUAUUUGAGAGGGUAGCAGCGUCAGUUAGGUCCUUGUCUUUUAGGAGAGCUGUUCACGGGCCAGAGGCGUCUCCACAGCCUAUGGGACAGGAGGAGUCUGAGUUGUCCACUGACAGAGAGCAGGAGGGGAGUCUGACUCUCACUUCAUAUCAGAACCAACAGGGGGGGCUGUCACCGCUGUCAGCAUCAGGGUCUGAGUUCGACAGUUUGGACAGUUCAAGGCGCUCCCCGAGACUAAGACGAGACCGGUCGCCGUUACCCAGAAGUCCCUCACCCUUGGAAUUCAGGAGUUAUUCUCCUCAGGGGGCCAACAAGGAGAGAGCAAGCGUUAGCUCCUGUCCUGAAAUGGUGGGGCACACGGGGAAUAAGGAGACAAAGAAAAGCUCCACAAAAGGCAUGACGACGGCUUUGAGUCGGCGCCGUGUGUCCUGCCGUGAACUGGGUCGACCUGACUGUGACGGCUGGCUGUGGAAGAAGAGAAAGGAGAGCAGUGUCUUCCUCGCCCAGAAGUGGCAGCGCUUCUGGUUCAUCCUGACAGGGCCUUCGCUCUACUGGUACACCAGCCAACAGGAUGAGAAGGCCGAAGGUUUCGUCAACAUAUCCAGCUACAACAUCGAGAGUGCUGGAGAGCAUAAGAGGAAAUAUGUGUUCAAAAUGUACCACCCGAGAUUUCACAACUUCUUCUUCGCUGCCGAUAACGUCAGCGACAUGAGCAAGUGGAUUAACUGUCUGAUCACAGCAAUACAGAAGCACAAGCAAAAAGGACCUGAAAGUGAAGAAGAGUGUUACAGUGAGACUGAAUCAGAAAGUGAGAGAUCCCCUUCACCACGCAGGAAAAACAAGAAAGUGCAGUCCAACACUCUGCCUCGGCCCAAGAAGAAUAACAAGGUGCCUUUAUCGAGUCCUUCAACAGGGGGCGGCAAAGGGACAGAAGGAGGGCAGGUGGACGAGAUGGGAAUGAUGCUAAACAACAUAAAGGAGGGAGGGGUUUCUCUGAUUGGCAGCGAGCAGCCGUUUACACACGACCACUUCAGGAAAUCGUUCAUUCGACGCAACAAGAACCCCAUCAUUAAUGAGAAGGCGCACACGCUCCGGGCCCUGCAGAGUACGCUUAAGGCCAAAGAGGCGGAGCUUAUGCAGAUCAACAAGCUCUUAGAGGAGUCUGACCUGACAGCUACAAAGUACCGUCAGUGGAAGGAGAACAACGACGAUCUAGCCAAAGAAAUCGAGAGAGCUGCAGCGCUCAGGGCCACCAAAGACGGAGACAGCAGGAACGUGCAGGACACGCCUACUGAGGAGGUUGCCCUGGAAACCGUUGCCACAGAAACAGCCACCACAGAGUCUGAGGGCGCAUACAGACUGAGCCUCAGCGACGGAGAGCAGUUAGUGGACGCAGAGCCUGCUGAUGUUCUCCUGGAGAUCCCUCAGGGUUCUCCGAGUGUGGAGGGGAGUCCCGUGUUAGAACUGUCUCUUGGGUCUCUGCAGGAGUCCAUAAACCAACAGCUGAGUCAGAUGGCAGAGAGUGGAGAGGCUGGAGAGAACUACUUUUAUAUUUAAGACUCCAACAACUGGCACAGUCACAUCACUGCUGAGUUUACCAGAAUCAGACAAAUGAAAGACAUUUUUUUAAUGCUGCAGAGGGAGAGAGGUGACAUGUGAGUCUGCACUUUAAUCAAGUAUUCUGUCUAAUGAGUCAGAUCUGGACUGACCUGUAGACUCCCUCACAAUUGCUAAAAUACAACAGAGACAAGAACAAUAAGCCAAGUGUUGUUUUACUUCAGUAUGUAUUUAUAAAGUCUAAGACUGUCUCAUAUUUCUGAUAAAAAAUAGAACUUUUAAGACAUGAACAUUUGUAAAAUAGUCAUGCUUCUUUUAUGUAAAUACAGUUUUACAAUGUAUGUUUGUUUAUUGACAUUACCUUAAUAAAGGUAUACAUUUGA